AUGGGAAAGGGUCGCCGUAUGAAGAAGCAAGGCCCUCCGGCCCCGCUGGACGAGUCGAAAAUCACAAUUUCCAAGUACCGCAAGUCCGGCGGCUCAGCAGAACCGAAGGUGGAAUCGGGGAAGAAGCGGAGACGCACUGAAGUUGAGGAUGAGGAUGUUGUGAAGGAUGUACAGAAGAGCAAGAAGAACAAGGCCAAUGGCGCGGUUGCGAAUGGCAAGGAGACGAAAAAGGCCGCUGCUGUGACUGCGGGUAAAGAGAAGAAGAAGCCUGUACAGAAGCAAGUACAAUUGGAGUCGGAAGACGAGGAUGAGGACGAGGAUAUGUCGGACUUUGACGCUGAUGGUAUGGAUGAGGAUGAGUUUGAUGAUCUGGAUGGUAUCAGUGAGGGAUCCAUGGAUAGCCAGGCCGAGGGAGACUUUGGAUUUGGAAGCGACGAGGAGGAAAACGACUCGGAUUCUGUGGUGGAUUCAGAUGAAGACGACCAUCCCCGGCAAACCAUGUUCUCGGACGAUGAGGAUCUUUCCGACGCAGAAGAGAAAUUGACGGCAGCUAACAUUGAAGGACUUUCUCGGAAGUUGGAUGAAGCCAAGCAGGCCGAAGAAGAGGAGGCAGAGGCUGAAUUGCAGGAGGCCGCGAUGCAAACCAACAUUGCUGGUGACCGGCCAGAUGUUUUCGAAGGAACAGAAGGGGAGGGACUGGCUCCUAACCUCCAGCUGCUCCGCACGAGAAUCACUGAUACAAUCCGCAUCCUGGGCGACAUGAAGACUCUUGGCCAACCAGGCAAGUCCCGCGCCGAUUAUACCCAGCUGCUCCUCAACGACAUUUGCACAUACUACGGAUACACGCCGUUCCUCGCCGAGAAGCUAUUCAACCUCUUCACACCUAUGGAAGCCUUUGCCUUCUUUGAAGCCAACGAAACCCCGCGUCCCGUCGUCAUUCGUACCAACACCCUCCGCACAAACCGAAGAUCUCUCGCUCAAGCGCUGAUCAACCGUGGUGUUGUCCUCGAGCCCGUCGGAAAGUGGUCCAAGGUCGGUCUCCAGGUGUUCGAGUCUGCUGUUCCUCUCGGUGCCACCCCCGAAUAUCUUGCUGGACACUACAUUCUCCAAGCUGCCUCCUCAUUCCUCCCCGUUAUGGCCCUCGCACCUCAAGAGAACGAACGUAUCCUCGACAUGGCCUCCGCCCCCGGUGGUAAGACAACAUACAUUUCGGCCCUUAUGCGCAACACAGGCUGUGUCAUCGCCAACGAUGCUAGCAAGCCCCGUGCAAAGGGUCUGAUUGGUAACAUUCACCGUCUCGGCUGCAAAAACACCAUCGUCACGAACCUCGACGCCCGCACCGCCUUCCCCAAGGCCAUGGGUGGAUUCGACCGCGUCCUCCUCGAUGCUCCCUGCACAGGUACCGGCGUUAUCUCCAAGGAUCCCGGCGUCAAGACAAACAAGAACGAGCGCGACUUCCUCGCCAUCCCCCACAUGCAGCGUCAGCUGCUCCUCGCGGCCAUCGACUCCGUCGACCACUCAUCCAAGACCGGCGGCUACGUCGUCUACUCCACUUGCAGUGUGACGGUGGAAGAGAAUGAAGCCGUCGUACAGUACGUCCUCAAGAAGCGACCGAACGUCAAGCUCGUCGAGACCGGUCUUGGUAACUUCGGUACCCCUGGUUUCACCCACUACAUGGGCAAGCACUUCGACGCCAAGAUGACCAUGACAAGGCGCUACUUCCCGCACCGCGAGAAUGUUGACGGUUUCUUCGUCUGCAAGCUCAAGAAGACCGGCCCUACUCCCGUGCAGAAGACCAAGGAGCAAGACGGCGCCUCCGCCACAAACGGAACGUCCAGACCCAAGUCCACCACCCCGACGACAGACGAUGAGGCCGUUGACAAGACACCCAUCACGAACGACGACGGCACCGCCGCCGGCGAGGAUGGAUUCGGCCCCUUCAGCGAGAACGAAGAAGAGGACAAGGAACGCAUGCUCCGCGCGGAGCGCAACCGGCUGCGGCGUAAGGGACUUAACCCCAAGGGUGUUUUGAACAAACCCAAGAAGGCCGCCACGAAGCCAAAGGCCGAUACCACCUCCGAGUCUGAGUCAACGACAUCACCCAAGGCAAAGAAGGCGGAAGCUGAAGCCCCGACAGCCACUCCCGCAGCUACCACCGAAGAACCUGCCGCCAAACAACCUAAGAAAAAGGACGACAAGAAGAAAAAGGCUGCUCCUCCGGUCGAGGCGCUCGCAGCGUCCUCCGAGCCCUCUUCUUCUGCUACGCCCUCGUCCAACCAGGAGCCGGAGCAGAAGAAGGAUAAAAAGAAGAGCAAGAAGCAAACACAGUCUUCUUCUACCAGCCCUGGGAAGAGCAAGAAGGCUAACAAGGGUGGUAAAUGA
Molecule: messenger RNA, 2382 nt
Organism: Aspergillus calidoustus
Lineage: Eukaryota; Fungi; Ascomycota; Eurotiomycetes; Eurotiales; Aspergillaceae
Source: the annotation of a GenBank genome assembly